AUGGGAACCUCAAGUAUCAAGAUGCUAAGGAUUCAAGCUCUGCCCAUUCUUCCUAUGCCUUGCUCAUUCUUUCAACCUAAUAACUUUUCUCUUGUAACUGAAAAACUUGUCACAAAUUACAAUGCCCAAAUCGAACACAACAACCAAGGAAAUUUCAAUGAACAAAAAGGGUUUAGCUUUGCAUCCAUUGAGCCCAGGAGAACAUUUACAUUUGCCGAUGAUAUCUUUGACAAUGGACAAAUCCGGCCAAUCUUCCCGGCUUCCAACCAAUCCCUUCUAAUUAAUAUUACACCUGUAAUUGCCACAUCACCUCUCCAAUCAUCACUAAAGAAGUCAUUUGAUGUGCAAACUAAUCAAAUUUCCUUAAACCGGAGUGGUGUUUCGAAAGAACCACACAACGAGCCAUCACCAACUACAACAAUGGCGGAGGUGGAGGCUUCAACCUUGUGUGUCAAGAAGAGGCAAUUUACAAGGUUCUCAAAGAUAUGGAGAUUUUUGUGGCACAUGAAUCAUUGGAAAAACAACAAUACAAAGGAAACUUUAGUUUUCUUUAAUCCUUCAAUUCAAGGAAUAUCAAAUACGGGAAAUGUGGAAAAUGUUAUAAAGAAGGGAAAGAGCGAGAAGCGCAAAAUGAAAUUGUCAGCUCACGAGAAGUUUUAUGUGAUGAAUAGAAUGAGGAAAGAGAAAAAUAAACACAGAUCAUUCUUACCUUAUAGGCAAGAGUUGGUUGGGGUGUUUGCUAAUGUCAACGGUUUUAGCAAGAGCUUUCAUCUAACUUCUGUAUAA
This is a messenger RNA of Lotus japonicus, 786 nucleotides long. RefSeq lists its product as uncharacterized. NCBI's taxonomy places the organism in Eukaryota, Viridiplantae, Streptophyta, Magnoliopsida, Fabales, Fabaceae. The transcript has a single exon. The record is from RefSeq and is a predicted model, not a curated record. Bases 1 to 786 code for a protein of 261 amino acids.